AUGAGCAGAAGUAGGGAAAGAGUCAUCGAAGUAGUGGAAAAUUCUUUUUCAGAGAGUGGAAAGGUUUCCCCAGAAGACUUACUCUUUUCCUACAAAGGUAUUUUAUACCCUGCAACACUUAGCAGCCCAGAAACUUUGGAAGCUCUGAAAUCCUUUGAAACCAGGAGUGACGAUGUGUUUCUAGCAGGCUAUCCUAAAACAGGAACCAACUGGCUUGGCCAAAUGGUGAUGGAUUUGGAAUCAACAGAUGCCAAAUAUACAGAAGAAGAAAUGAAAGAGAGGAUAAAUGCUGAAAAGAUGCUAGAGAUGUUUCCACGUCUAGAAUUUGGUGAUCCCGGGAUAUAUGAGAGGAUGAAGAAACUGCCUUCCAGAAGAAUUAUACAAACUCAUCUCCCCCCUCAUCUCCUGCCACCAUCCGUUCUCCAAAGCAAGGCUAAGAUCCUUGUGCUGUUUCGGAACCCCAAAGACACGGCUGUCUCUUAUUACCACUUCUAUAACAACAUGCCAUUGCUGCCAUCUUUCACCUCCUGGGAUGAGUACUUUGCAGCCUUCAUGAAUGGGAAAUUGGCCUGGGGGUCCUACUUUGACCACUUAGUGGAAUGGAACAAAUACAUCGACCAUGAAGGGAUCAUGAUGAUAAACUAUGAGGAACUCAAAGAGGACCAGGUACUGGGAAUGAAAAAGAUUGCUGCCUUCUUUGGAUUCUCUUUGUCUGAGGAAGAUUUUUCCAGAAUUGCUGAGAAGGCCAGUUUCCAAGCUAUGAAAGAGAAAUCCAGGGAAACCCAUGGAAAGUUUGGAGACAUCCUCUUCCGGAAGGGGGUUGUUGGGAACUGGAGAGAGUUCUUCUCUAAAGCUCAGAGUGAAGAAAUGGAUCAAAAAUUUGAAGACUGCCUAGGAGGAACAAAGCUGGCAACAAAGAUGAAAUAUGAUGUGUACUGCAAGGUCUCAAAAUAA
This is a messenger RNA of Merops nubicus (carmine bee-eater), 954 nucleotides long. RefSeq names its product sulfotransferase 6B1-like. The record is from RefSeq and is a predicted model, not a curated record. NCBI's taxonomy places the organism in Eukaryota, Metazoa, Chordata, Aves, Coraciiformes, Meropidae. Gene Ontology annotation, cellular component: cytoplasm. Gene Ontology annotation, biological process: sulfation. The transcript is spliced from 7 exons. Bases 1 to 954 code for a protein of 317 amino acids. Gene Ontology annotation, molecular function: sulfotransferase activity.